CACUGAGGUACCUGGCAGUAUGCGACGAAGCUCCAUUGCCAUUUUUCAAUCUCUAACCCGCGGCCGGAAGUCGAGCCCAAGCUCUCUCCAUACAGCACAUCGACAUACGUGCAAGCCCGGGAGCCGCUACUCAGUCUAGCCAAGCUCUUGUCACUUGACAUCAUCAGUCUUUCAAAUCAACGCACGAACCCCCCACCCCCAGGGCUAUAAACCAACGCACGCUCGUACAUAUACAACUCAACGAAAGUCAAAUACCCUAUUUAUGCUGAUGAUGGACUCUAUCUGAACCCAUCCAGACGAUCAACCCGCCAUCCCAAAGGUCGAUCGUUCAUUCGACCGGCCUUUGGAAGACGGUUCCUCGAGUCCCCGUUUCCCGUACCUCUCGCGCGCCACACCCUUUGCUUGUCCGGAAGAUCGGCACUUGUCUUUGUCUCUAAAAUAUUUUUACGACCGGCACAGCGACCAUUCGCUACCUCGCGCAUUCUACGUGCUGAGGAGAAAAAAAUAAAGUUGCGUUCGCCCAUCGUAGAAAAACGUGUAUAAUAUGCGCCUCCGAAAGGCAGCGCGUGUCAUUCUUGUUGGUGCGCCGGGAGUGGGGAAGGGUACACAGUCGGAACGCCUCCUCCAGCGGUUCCCGCAGCUAUCGUCCAUCAGUUCCGGUGACUUACUUCGCAGCAAUGUUAAAAGCAGGACGCCACUCGGCAUCAAGGUCGAAAGUACCAUGAAAGCUGGUGGUCUUGUAUCUGACGAUCUAAUCCUCCGCCUCAUCAGCAAUGAGUUCAACAAACGAGGCUGGCUCUUCGCCGACCCAGCCACCAAGGCCUCCUCGAUCAUGACGCUUGCAUCCGCGUCCGCCGUGGCCGAUCAGUCCGCAUUCAGCCACGACACCGACGUCUUCCUGGGAAACAACACCGGAGGGCCUCCACCACGGCUUUCGGACAAUCCCGCCGCAUCAUUCCUGCUGGACGGGUUUCCGCGCACGGCCGCGCAGGCCGAGCGCCUGGACCAUGUCGUGCCCAUCAACCUCGCCGUGAGCAUCAGGACGCCCUUUGAGGUCAUCAUGCAGCGCAUCUCUGGCCGCUGGGUCCACGAGCCGAGCGGGAGGGUCUACAACGACACAUUCAACGCUCCCCAGGUGCCCGGGCGCGACGACGUCACGGGCGAGCCGCUCGUCAGGAGGCCCGACGACAGCGAAGAGGUAUAUCGACAGCGCUUCCAAAAGUUCCAGGAGACGAGUGAGCCGCUGCUGGAGCACUACGCUCGCAAGGGCGUUUUGUGGGAGGUGAACGGCAUGAGCAGUGAUGAAAUCAGCCCAAAGCUGUUCAAGGAGUUUGAGAGACGAUUUUUGGAGUAAUGGGCACUCUUGCACUUUUUUUCUUCUUCUCUAGGUUUCGCCCCGGCUUUGUAAUCAUCGGAGGAUGGAUUCUUGGUCUCCUCUAUAUCUCUUUGGUUUCAUGUCCCUCUUUCUUGUAUAAAGAUGGUGCACUGCCCGCGCACAUCACUUUUUGGUUUAUCACGGCUUUAUGUAGGCUUCUCCUGUCUCUACUGGUGGUAUAUAAUGGGACCCCCCGAGCGAGCAUCCUGUGCCGGCAUGGCUAGGAUUGGCGCUUCUUCUUCUACUUGUGAAGUUUUCUAAAAACACGCCAGUGCGGCAAAUUUUUGGAAGAAAUUUGCUCCGCUUUCUGACAGUUAUAUACUGGUGCUGUAACCCUUCCCAACAUGUGUCGCGAGAACUGUCUUUCAUACGAUAGGCUCACUAGGGAGUUCGUGACUAUCUGAGACAUUACACAACAGACAAGACAAAUGCAACUUGCCAUAGUAAAUAUUCGUUACUCAUUCAUGUUUAGCCAUAGAAAUAACUGCACCUAUUGAACAGGGAGA
Pyricularia oryzae 70-15 is the source of this 1881-nucleotide messenger RNA. Its product is annotated as adenylate kinase. The record is from RefSeq and is a predicted model, not a curated record. Gene Ontology annotation, cellular component: cytoplasm; mitochondrion. The coding region runs from base 545 to 1354 and encodes 269 amino acids. Gene Ontology annotation, biological process: nucleobase-containing compound metabolic process. The transcript has 3 exons. NCBI's taxonomy places the organism in Eukaryota, Fungi, Ascomycota, Sordariomycetes, Magnaporthales, Pyriculariaceae. Gene Ontology annotation, molecular function: ATP binding; AMP kinase activity.